AUGGACACAGGAGUUGGUGGAAAGAGCAGGCGUCACAAUUUCGGAGGAGGGCUGUGCGAGGGUUCGCGUCACUAUUGCCCAAUUUUGAAUUUAAGAGCGGCGGCAGGGAGCAAGGGAUACUGUAUUCCUUGCAACCUGCCUUAUCGUCCAGAACGAGGAGUUCAUCGAUGCUCGCAUAAAUGUCUGCGUUGUCGCGGUGUGCCGUCGUGCAAAACAGAAAAAGUAGAAUUAAUUCAAUGCAAGCAAUGUAAGGGAAUGUUUUACGGGCGCGAGUGUUUUGAGCGUCACCGAGCCGAAAAAUCGUACGGAGACGGUCGCGUGAGCGUGUGCAGCGCCUUGCAAUUUUGUGACGAUUGCGGGCGUUUGUACAGAACAGCGAGUGCGAGGCACGAAUGCGGCGUCGUGUUUUGUAACAUUUGCAGUUUGCGUCAAGAUGAUGAGACGCUCAAAGAUACAGCGUCUGUGAAAAUUCACGUACCCACUCUUUGCGUCGCACAGCAGAUUUGCGUCGCGUGUGCGGGCGAGGACGACAUGACGGUAUGUUGCCGGUGGUGCGGUGUGCGCGAAUUCGUGUUCCGCGAUGAUCCGGUGAGGCAAUUUGUCGAUUUUGUUACGAGAACGACGAAAUGUUUCAAGCAGAUUAUCUGCAUCGCGCACAACGCCAAGGCGUUCGACGCGCAGUUCAUUCUUCGUUACAUCACGGAAAAACGUGGCGAUUUGGAUCCACAAGUAAUAUUAAACGGGACGAAGAUCGUCGUAUUAACGGCCGGGCGUACAAAAUUUAUUGACAGUAUCAACUAUAUGCCGAUGCGUUUGUCAGCUCUGCCGCAAACUUUCGGUUUGCGGGGUAGGGUGGAAAAGGGAUAUUUUCCGCAUUUAUUUAACACACUCGCGAAUCAGUCGUACGUCGGUCCGUUACCAGCCGUUGAAUGUUACUCGCCGGAUAGUAUGUCUAGCAAAGAACGCGAACGUUUUUUGUCGUGGCACGCAGAACAGAUGCGCAAAGACGCAGUUUUUGACUUUCAACGCGAGAUAGUGCGUUAUUGUCGUAACGACGUUGAUAUCUUGCGGCGAGCGUCCAUUGCUUUCCGCAAGAUAUUUCUCGAGCGCGGAAACGUAUGUCCGUUUGAAGAAUGCACGACCAUUGCUUCUACAUGUAUGCGCUUUUUCCGCAAAAACUUUUUACGUGAGGAAGAGAUCGGCGUCAUUCCUCGCGACGGAUAUAGGCUCGCGGAUACGCAAUCCCGCAAAGCUCUGCAGUGGCUGGUGUGGAAGGAGCGCGAGCUCGGCCGCAUCAUUGUUCACACGGGUCACGGGCGAGAACAUCGUCUCGUGGAAGUCGGAGGCAUUCCCGUCGACGGGUGUUACGAGACGGCGAACGGUGAGCGUCACGUGUUGCAAUACCACGGCUGCUUUUGGCACGGGUGUCCCGUGUGUUUUACAACGGAACGCGACAAACGUCUUUGCACGGGGAAACGCGAAGUGUACGACACGAUGAACUCGCAAUACGAGCGUACACUGACAACGUCAUGGCGUCUUCGCAAACGAGGGUACAUCGUGACGGAGAAAUGGGAGUACGCUUUUGAUCGCAAUACGCGGGAAAAUCGCGAAAUGCGAGCGUUUUUAGACCACUAUCCGAUGCUCGCGGCUAAACCGCUUUCACCGCGUGACGCGUUUUUCGGCGGUCAAACGGGAAACAUCGCGAUUUGGCGCGAAGUUACGGGUACGGAGAAAAUACGUUACGUAGACGUGUGUUUUCUAUACCCUUACGUGUUGAAAACCGGCGCUUUCCCGAUUGGACAUCCAAAAAUUCUUGUCGGACAAAAAGAGUGCGCCUCGCUCAUCGGGGCGAUGCCCGGUGUCGAUAUUUCCGCGGUCGAGGGGCUUGUGCGUUGUAGAGUGCUUCCUCCGCGCAAUCUCUUUCACCCUGUACUCCCGUACCGCGUGCAGGGCAAACUACUGUUUGCCUUGUGCCGCAGUUGCUGCGAAAACUUCUCGCAGACACAGUGCUUGCACGAAAAUCCGCGCGAUCGUGAAUUCGAAAGCCAAGAAGAGAGCGGAUGGCCGAGCAAAUGCGUGGACGACCAAUCUAAAGAACGAUAUCUUCGAGAAUACAAAGCAGUCGAGGGAAAAUUCGGGCAACGAUUGAACUUGACGAGUACCGAGGUGGUAAAGUCGCAGGAACGUCUCGUAUCGCUAUUGUCGAGCCCCGAGCACGAGGUAACCGAUAUAUUACCUGUAAGUGACGAGGUAAUAUAUGUUUCGUGGCGAAUGCGGGACGAGGCGGUACCCUCUCCGAUUACCAACGUGAUAGCGGCGUACACGACGGCACAGGCGCGAUUGAAACUGCACGAAUAUUUAGAACGUUUAGGCAAGCGCGUUUUUUAUUACAAUACAGAUUCGUGUAUUUAUGUGAGCAGCGGAGAACCCGGCAAAUACGAACCGCGUACGGGAAAUUUCCUGGGCGAUAUGACGGACGAGCUCAAAGGCUACGGACGUGAUCUAUCUGUGGCGGAAACAACAGCUGUGACUGGUAGAGAAAGGGAAGAGGAGGAGGACGAGGAAAUGAGAGAACUAUUUCACGACGCGAAAGAACCAAUGGACGCUUUGCCUCAAACAUCCUCUGUUUUACCAAAACAUUAUUCAACACCAUUCCCAGAUGGCACAGGACAUCUUUGGGACGUCCAU
This is a messenger RNA of Pseudomyrmex gracilis, 2688 nucleotides long. RefSeq lists its product as uncharacterized. Gene Ontology annotation, biological process: DNA replication. The record is from RefSeq and is a predicted model, not a curated record. The transcript has 6 exons. Lineage: Eukaryota; Metazoa; Arthropoda; Insecta; Hymenoptera; Formicidae. The annotation marks the transcript as partial. Gene Ontology annotation, molecular function: DNA binding; DNA-directed DNA polymerase activity; nucleotide binding.